GUCCCCAUCCUAUAGCCCGUCGCCUGUCAAGAAAAAGAAGAAGAAAAGUUCCAAGAAACAUAAGCGACGCAGGUCAUUCUCCAAGAAGAGAAGGCACAGCUCCUCUAGCCCAAAAAGCAAAAGAAGGGAAGAGAAGAGGCACAAAAAACAAUCUCGAAGCCGGCCCCGAAAGUCUCACCGCCACCGCCAUCACCGCUGCCCCUCACGGUCCCAGAGCUCGGAGUCCCGCUCCUCAAGCUGUGAGAGCAGGUAA
Galeopterus variegatus (Sunda flying lemur) is the source of this 253-nucleotide messenger RNA. RefSeq names its product serine/arginine repetitive matrix protein 4-like. Lineage: Eukaryota; Metazoa; Chordata; Mammalia; Dermoptera; Cynocephalidae. The record is from RefSeq and is a predicted model, not a curated record. The transcript is spliced from 4 exons. The annotation marks the transcript as partial.